Molecule: messenger RNA, 507 nt
Organism: Osmia bicornis bicornis
Lineage: Eukaryota; Metazoa; Arthropoda; Insecta; Hymenoptera; Megachilidae
Product: histone H4
Exons: 1
Coding region: 128-439 (103 amino acids)
Biological process (GO): nucleosome assembly
Cellular component (GO): nucleosome
Molecular function (GO): structural constituent of chromatin; protein heterodimerization activity; DNA binding
Source: RefSeq, a predicted model, not a curated record
CAAAAAUUUCAGAAUUCAGACAUCAAACACCUCAUCGUUUAUCGUGUACAGUCACGUUAUAAUAUAUUCAUUCGAUUCAUUUGAUUCAUUUGAUUCAUUUGAUUCAUUUGAUUCAUUUGAUUAGAAAAUGACUGGUCGCGGUAAAGGAGGCAAGGGAUUGGGAAAAGGAGGUGCGAAGCGUCACAGGAAGGUACUUCGUGAUAAUAUCCAGGGUAUCACGAAACCUGCUAUUCGUCGUUUGGCUCGUCGUGGCGGUGUUAAGCGUAUAUCUGGACUGAUUUACGAGGAGACUCGGGGUGUAUUGAAAGUUUUCCUGGAAAACGUCAUUCGCGAUGCAGUUACAUACACUGAACACGCUAAACGGAAGACUGUCACAGCUAUGGAUGUCGUUUACGCUUUAAAGAGACAAGGCCGCACGCUUUACGGUUUUGGAGGUUAAGAAGGAAAAAUCUCUACUUCGACAUGCGAUCAUCGACGAUCGCUAAAAAGAAAACGGCCCUUUUCAGG